CAGGCGGAAAACUUGGCUGGCGGUUCACACGCUUAGGCCAAAAUCUACAUUCGGUAGUCGUUGGCGGUAAUUCACCUGAGCAGUUGUAACCUUUCUGUUGCUGCGAGUUCCAUAGACAGUGUUGUGGUCAUGAUUCUGGGAAAAGUGUCGGGGGCAUUGACCAUUUGGAUGCUGUUGGUCCUUCUAUCGUCGAACAGAGUGGAAAGUUCAGCGGUACUCAUUGCUGACUUCGCCAUGUCCCGGAUGAUCGCACUUUCGUCUAAAUUUCCAUUUUGCACCCUAUAUAAGGAUAAAGGCGAUAUACAGCGAAUGCUACUUGCAGCUGACCAACGUCGUAUCCGUCAAGUACCCAGAGAUUCGGUUCUAGCAUUAGAGGCAGUGUGUCAUGAUUCCAGUAGGUUGGAUGAGAAGCAACAAGGCGGAUUGGGUUUUAUUUAUCCUGGAACGAAAUGGUGUGGCCCAGGAUCUAUCGCAACUGAUUUUAAUGAUUUAGGCCACUAUGUCGAAGAGGAUCGCUGCUGCCGCGAACAUGAUUUUUGUCCAAAUACACUAGCUCCGGGUGAGUGCCGUAAGGGACUUUGUAACACAGGACGUUUCACUCGGUCCCACUGUGAUUGUGAUGCACGUUUUCGCAGAUGUUUGCAAUCUCUAAAUACAGAGACAGCCAACACAAUUGGAGCGGUUUUCUUCAACGUGGUCCAGGUGAUUUGCUUCCGAGAACGAAGCCCCUGCUCAGUUUGGCAAAGAAAUGGAUACAACCAAACAACAUCAGAUGAACUUUGUUCUCAAUGGGCAUAUCGUCCCUCUGAAAAAUACAACCAGUUUACCCCUCACAGGACUUAGUAAGGAGGUAGAGCUGCAGCAGCAAUAUUCCAUUUCAACUUGAAUACAAAUCAAAAAUAAUUACAUAUGUAUGUAUAGCGAUUAGUCAGUUAAUGUUAGAAAAAGCAUAAUAAAGAAUAGUAAUCAUUGAA
Messenger RNA from Hermetia illucens (black soldier fly), 974 nucleotides. Its product is annotated as phospholipase A(2)-like. The transcript is spliced from 6 exons. The coding region runs from base 130 to 843 and encodes 237 amino acids. Gene Ontology annotation, biological process: phospholipid metabolic process; arachidonate secretion. Lineage: Eukaryota; Metazoa; Arthropoda; Insecta; Diptera; Stratiomyidae. The record is from RefSeq and is a predicted model, not a curated record.